Messenger RNA from Salvelinus fontinalis (brook trout), 935 nucleotides. RefSeq names its product protein diaphanous homolog 3-like. The record is from RefSeq and is a predicted model, not a curated record. Gene Ontology annotation, biological process: actin filament polymerization. Lineage: Eukaryota; Metazoa; Chordata; Actinopteri; Salmoniformes; Salmonidae. Gene Ontology annotation, molecular function: microtubule binding; actin binding. Gene Ontology annotation, cellular component: cytoplasm; actin filament.
CCGUCCAGGAUGAACAGGGUCUGGAGGCAAAGAGGUCCAUCAAGAAGAGAAUCAAACAACUCAAGGUGCUGGACCCAAAGAUCGCUCAGAACCUCUCUAUCUUCCUGGGGUCCUUCAGGAUGCCUUACCAGGAGAUCAGACGGGCCAUCCUAGAGGUCGACGAGGAACAGCUCACUGAACCCAUGAUACAGAACUUGGUAAAACAUCUUCCUGAACAGGAGCAGCUGACUGCGUUGAUGAAGUUUCAGAAUGACUACAACAGUCUGUCUGAGCCUGAGCAGUUUGGAGUGGUGAUGAGCAGUGUGAAGCGACUGCGUCCCCGUCUCAACUCCAUCCUGUUUAAGCUGCAGUUUGAUGAACAGGUCAACAACCUCCGUCCAGACAUCAUGUCUGUCAACGCAGCCUGCGAAGAGGUGAGGAAGAGCAGGGGGUUCAGCCGUCUGCUGGAGCUGGUUCUACUGCUGGGAAACUACAUGAAUGCAGGCUCCCGCAACGCACAGAGCUACGGCUUUGACCUCAGUUCCCUCUGCAAGCUGAAGGACACAAAGUCAGCUGACCAGAAGUCAACGUUACUCCACUUCCUGGCUGCAGUGUGUGAGGAGGAGUUCCCAGAGGUCACCAAGUUCUCAGACGACCUGCAGCACGUUGACAGAGCCAGCCGAGUCUCAGCAGAGUCCCUGGAGAAGAACCUGGUCCAGAUGGAGAGACAGCUGGUCCAACUAGAGAGAGACCUGGACACCUUCUCCUCUCCUGAGGACUCUGAAGAUCUAUUCACCUCCAAGAUACAUUCCUCAGCGGGGCUCGUGGCUCAGCCGGUGGCUCAGCCGGUGGCUCAGCCGGUGGCUCAGCCGGUGGCUCAGCCGGUGGCUCAGCCGGUGGCUCAGCCGGUGGCUGGCGUAGCGGCAGUGUUACUACGUAGAGGGAAUACUGGCUGA